AUGGGCAACAAACAAUCCACACAGCGGCGUAAUACCGACAACACCAAGCAGCACCUGCAAUAUCGCACUCCAAAAGGGCCUGUCCCAGCUGCGGCCAUACCAUUGAAUCUGGAAGACGCACCUGCUCCAAAUACACGAACAAGAUCCCGAUAUCCCAGGGAAUACCGGAACAAUGAAGGUCAACGUGGGCAACCUCGCACACAGCCGAUCGAUAACUUCGAAACAGGCCCCGGUCGUGUGCAGGGUCCUGCAGGUCGACUACAUGAAUAUCCCAUCCCGCCACCGGACACUCAGUUCCGUUUUCGCUACGAUGAUCCAUGUAUGAACGCUCAUCAAGUGGAGCGCCGUAUUCAUCGAAAUGAGAGGGCAAACGUUUUUGGCCCAGCAGAUGGCAGGCCAGGCAAUGAUCCGAUGACGGUCAGAGCCGCUGUUCGUGUUGCGCAAGUCGACGGCAAGGACGAACUCGUUGAAGCUGGGGUGUUGGCGCAUCCCCCAGGGAAUCGCACGGGGUUUCAACGAGCUCCAAUUGAGCCACUCGAUCGUCAGGGCCGGCAAAUAUUGCAGCGCGAGAUUGAUGAGAAAGGAAGAACAAGAACAUAUCCUCCCCGCGGUUUAGAUGCAGCUUUCGUUCAGGGAGUAGAGACGAAUCACGAGAGAGUGCAUCGCCCAACUUACCCUCAAAUGAGACGCAGAUGA
Messenger RNA from Colletotrichum aenigma, 696 nucleotides. RefSeq lists its product as uncharacterized. The coding region runs from base 1 to 696 and encodes 231 amino acids. The record is from RefSeq and is a predicted model, not a curated record. The transcript is spliced from 2 exons. NCBI's taxonomy places the organism in Eukaryota, Fungi, Ascomycota, Sordariomycetes, Glomerellales, Glomerellaceae.